Paramecium primaurelia is the source of this 3409-nucleotide messenger RNA. The record is from the annotation of a GenBank genome assembly. NCBI's taxonomy places the organism in Eukaryota, Ciliophora, Oligohymenophorea, Peniculida, Parameciidae.
AUGAUAUAGGAAUUUAUUGAAAAAUCAUUAAAAUCAGAGAGUCUGAUAAGAUAUUUAGAAAGAAAAGUAAUGGAAACUCUUAUGUUAAAGUUAAAAUUAUAUCAUAAUUUAAAGAACACAUGUGCACAAUCUUAAGAUGAAAUUAAUUUUAAUAAAUAACUCUAUUAAUUAUGUGAAUAAGUGUAUGAAGUUAAUAAACUUUUAAAAUUUCAAUUUAAAAACACACCUAAUUAAAAAAUUCAUGGUUUAUAUACAUUUUUUUAAGGAGAGAUAUUAUCUAAUUAUUAUAAAUCAAUAUUAUUUUAUAAAAAUUCAAAAAGUUUAGAAGUAGAAUUAAAUAAAUUUUAAUAAAUAAUAAAUUUUAAUAUAAAUCAAAAAAAUGUACAUUUUGCAAUAUUGGAAUUAUGUGAUGAUAUGUAAAAUUUAACUUUAAUAGGAUAAUCUCAAAACUUUUAUGAUAAUUAUGGAUCAAUUAAUGAAAAGUAAAGAUCUUUUGAAUAUUUAUUACCAGAUUUUUUGAUUCCAUAUCAUAAUUUAUAUGUUAAACAAUUUUUUGAAAAUGGAACUAGUAAAUAUUAUAAUGCUUUCCAGAUUAAUUUUAUAAUGAAUAAUUAAAAUAUAUUAACAACUGUAAAUAUGUGUCAUUCUAUGACUAAUCUAUUCAAAAGUAAGAAUAUCACAUUUGCAGUAUUUUUAUAAGAAGCAACUCAAGAUAAAGCAUUUUUAGUUAUUGAUGGAUCAAAUAUGAAAUGCAUAUUUACAAAAAAUUUACUUAUAUUAAUAGGAUGGUCAGAGUCUGAAAUAAAAUAUUUAAGUGCUUUAAAAGAAUUUAAUUAAGUUGAAAUAUCAUCAAUAUAUCCAAAUUUUACAACAAUAAUAAUGGAACAUUAAGAAAAUGAGAUUAAAUUAAGUUCAGUAAAUAUGUAUUUUCCUUCACCUUAAAGUAGUUUUGAAUCAAUUUAAUGUGAAAUUAAAAUAUCUCCUGAUAAAGCUAGAUAAAAUUUAAGAUUAUAUAGUAUAGAAUGUGAUAUAAUAAUAUAAAGAAAGUAAAUUGGUAAUUAUUGUUAUUUUAUAUUGGAUAUAAUAAAAAUGGCUGAAUUCAAUAGAGGUAGAGAAUUAUCAUAAAUUCAUUAAAGAUUAUCCUUAAAUUCUAUUAAAUAAAAUGAAUCUUUAAAUUAACCACUUUUUUUAGAUUGUAUUGUAGAUUAAUAAGAUGAUUCACCUCAUAUUGGAAAUUUAAAUAGUGUAAAUUUUAUAAAUUAAUAAUAAAUUGGAUCUAUUUAAAAUAUAUCUAAACCCUUACUUUUUUAAGUAAAUCCUAUAAUAUUUGUUAACAAUUCUCCAGUUCUUAAUUCAAGAAGAGAGGAAACUAUAAAUUAAAGUGAAUAAUAAUUAAUAACUCAAAGAAAUAGUUUAAUUAAAUAGGAUAUCAAAUCUCCAAGUUUUAUCAAUCAAUAAAGUAUCUAAAGCAUUGAUGAUAAAGAAAACUCUUAAUUCAAAUCACCUAUUUUAAGAUUAAAAGAAAGUUCUGAUGAAUAAGAUAAAAUUCAUUAGAAUUAUGAAUUACUUCAAUAAAUUCUAUCUAUUAGUCCAUCUAGAUACUAAAAGAAAUUUAUGGUUCUAUUUAGUAUUUGGUUUUUAUUAUUUAUUAUUUUUAUAAUAGUAUAAUAUAUAGAACUUAAAAAUGAUUUAGAUGACCUUUUAUCUUUUGGAUUUAUGACUUCUUUUUAUGCUUCCAUAAUGGGACCUCAUGAUUUAUUUUUUUCAAUGAGAGUAACAAUAACUGGCUAUUAAUAAAUGAAUAGAGAAGGUUUUCUACCAAGUAAUUAAUUAUUUUAAUUAACUGAACCAUAUUAUGAGUCAAUUUAAUUAGGAUACACAGAAUUAAGAGAUAGUUUAUAUGAUUAACUAGAUAAUCAAUAUAUUAAAAGCUUUUUAGAUGAUGUGAAGGUUACGAUGAAUUUCAUGAAUAAGAAUGAAUAAGAAAUUUAUGCUGUUGAAAUUUCCUUUAGAGAUGCAUUAUUUAUUAUUUUAUAAUAUUAACAUGCUCAAAUGAUAACAUUUAAUCAUCGAGGUAGUACAUCUGGAUAACCAUAUUAAAUAUCAUUAUUUGCUAAUUAUUUUAUGCUUCAUAAGGAAUGUGAAAGUUUAAAAAUUUCAAUGUAUGAUUAUGCAAUUUAGAUGCAUAAGAAUAUGAAUUAUAAAUUGAUUAUUUUAUGGAUAGCUUUUGAUUUGGUGUUAAUAAUAUUUUAUAUAUAUUUGUAGUUUUUUUAGAUUGAAUUUUUUCAAUAAUUAGAUAAAUUUAUCUAAUUGAUAUUUUUAAUAGAUGAACCAAUAUUGAAUAAUGAAAUUUAAAGAUUUAAUGAUUUAAUAGAUUCAAUAAAACUUAAUUCUAAUAUAUUGUUCAUGUAUAAUCCUGAACAUCAAUUAUAAUAACAUUUAAAAAAACCUUUGCAUUCUCAAAAACAUUAAAAUCAGAAUCAGAAAUAUAAAUAAAACUUUUCAGCCAUAAAUAAAACUAGAAGCUUAAUUAAAAUUUUUAAUAUAGCAUUCCUUAUAUUUUUAUUAUCUAUUAUUCUUAUUUUUUCAUUAUUAAGCAUUACUUCUACAUCACUAUUUUUUAAUAAAUAUGAUGAUACUUUAUAAUUAUAUGAAAAAAUUUAAGAAAUGAAACUGAGAUCAGGUAAUUUAUUCUUAUACAGAGAAAUAUUUUUCAGAUGGGAGAAUUUUACUUUUCUUACAGAAAAUAAUAAAUUAGAACUUUAUUAUUUAAUUGAUAAAGCCUAAAAUGCUAUUUCAAAUUAUAUUUAAAUAUCAAACACUAUAAAUUUUGAUUAUUAUUUAAUUGAUUAAAAUUUCAUAGAUUUGUUUAACAAUAUUAAUAGGAAUACUCUUUGUGAACAAAUUGAUGAAGUAAUUAUUUUAUAUUAUUAUUAGAAAUUUAAAAAUUUAUCAUCUGUAUAUUGUGGAUUAUCUUUUGAUGGAUCAUUUGCUAAGGGAAUGAUUGUAACAUUGAAUUAUAUGUCCAAUUUAAUAAAAUCUUAAUAAGAAAUUAACAAUUUUACUCAUAGAGUUGAAAUGCAAUAUUAUGAAUAAGAAGGUUCACAAAUAGUUAGUAGAAUAUUUUUUGUUUUAGUUAAUCAAUUCAACAAAAGUCUAAAAGAAUAGUUUGAUGAUUUAAAAUUAUUUUUGACUGUAUUUUGUUAAUAUAUUAUUUUAGGUUUUAUCACUAUCAUUUGGCCUUCUAACAAUAAGUAUUUAAGGAUUAUUAUUUUAUUAUUAUUCACCUUAUUUAGGUAGGAUAAUGAAAAUAAUUAAAAGAGUAGUUCAUUUGAUACCUUUUGAAUCAUUAAUGAAUAAUGAAAUAUUAGAAAGAUAACUAAAGGAACUAAAAUUUAGAUUUUAAUGA